UUUUGGGUCCUUCACAGCGGUUGUUGUAGUCCUGUGCUGUCUGUCAUUCAACAGGGAAGCCGUGGUGGCAAACAAGCAGCACACCUAAAGGUUUUAAGCUAACAGUCAGCUAGCUUCGCUCUGACGUUAGCUUGCAUAGCUUCAUCUAUUUUUGCCAUCAACGGGUUCCCUGAUGACGUCUUAUUGCCAUUUAAAUGCCACUAAAAGAGAGGAAUGUAGGUGAAAGGUCGCUGCAGCAGGAGGUUGGCAGGGGUGACCCAGGAAUAUGUCAAACUGACCCACAUAAUAAUUUAUAUCAAUCCUUAGCAUUAUGGCCUCCAGGUUGCUGAAUACGAUGCGGACCGGUGCUGUCGGCCCGUCCUGGGCCGUGCGAUCUGUUGCACGCUCCCUCAGUACAACAACACAGCUCCAUGCUCCAGUUCAAACUAAAAGCAAAAAGACGCUGGCUCGACCGGGGGUGAAGAACAUCGUUCUGGUUGAAGGAGUUCGAACCCCUUUCCUCUUGUCUGGAACCGUGUAUGCAGAUUUAAUGCCCCAUGACCUGGCCAGAGCUUCUCUUCAGGGUUUGCUGAACAGGACGGGAAUACCUAAGGAUGCUGUGGAUUACCUCAUAUAUGGGACGGUGAUCCAGGAGGUUAAGACCAGCAACGUGGCCCGGGAGGCGGCGCUGGGGGCCGGCUUCUCUGACAAGAUUCCCGCUCACACCGUCACCAUGGCCUGCAUCUCCUCCAACCAGGCGAUGACCUCAGGCGUUGGACUGAUUGCAGCAGGCCAGUGUGACGCCAUCGUGGCCGGUGGCGUGGAGUUCAUGUCCGACGUUCCGAUCCGUCACAGCCGAAAGAUGAGGAAGACCAUGCUGAACCUCAACAAGGCCAAAAGCGUCGGCCAGCGCCUGGGCCUGCUGGCCAGCAUCAGGCUGGCACACCUGGCUCCAGAGCUCCCUGCUGUUGCCGAGUUCUCCACAGCGGAGACGAUGGGCCACAGCGCAGACCGUCUGGCCGCGGCGUUCGGGGUCACCAGACAGGAGCAGGAUGAAUUCGCGCUGCGGUCGCACACGCUGGCCAAGAAGGCUCAGGACCAGGGGCUGCUGGAGGACGUGAUUUCCUUUAAAGUUCCUGGUCGAGAUAUCGUCUCAAAGGACAACGGCAUCCGUCCGUCUUCCAUGGAGCAAAUGUCCAAACUAAAACCUGCCUUCAUCAAGCCGCAUGGCACGGUCACUGCUGCCAACUCGUCUUUCCUGACUGACGGCGCCUCUGCUGUUCUCAUCAUGUCUGAGGAGAAAGCUUUGUCCAUGGGGUUCAAGCCCAAAGCUUACCUCAGAGACUUCGUCUACGUGUCCCAGGACCCCAAAGAUCAGCUGCUUUUGGGGCCGACUUACGCUACACCUAAAGUCCUGGAACGGGCCGGCCUGUCGAUGUCCGACAUCGAUGUGUUUGAGUUUCACGAAGCAUUUGCUGGUCAGAUUAUGGCAAAUCUGAAGGCGAUGGAUUCUGAUUGGUUUGCUCAGACAUACAUGGGCAGGAAAGAAAAGGUUGGGUCUCCACCAUUGGAUAAGUUUAACCUGUGGGGCGGCUCUCUGUCUCUGGGUCACCCAUUCGGUGCCACAGGCUGCAGGCUGGUGACCACCGUGGCUCAUCGGCUGAAGAAGGAGGGCGGGCAGUACGGCAUGGUGGCCGCCUGCGCUGCAGGAGGACAGGGUCACGCCAUGGUGAUUGAGGCCUAUCCCCAGUAGCCCAUAAUCCUUAAUUAGAUCUUAAUACUCAUCAUGUCUGCUGCCAACACACUUGCUAACUAACAUAUGAUCAGCUGAGUGAACGUCCAAGCACCACUUUGCCUUGAUCGGACAGGUUGAAUAAGCGAUGCGAAUGUGUUUGAAGGCUCGUUUGUAAAUUAAUUUACAUUUAAAUUAAAGCAGAAUGCUGAUGAGGAAUGUUUGCUCUGUUUCCUGGUGUCUUCUCAGCAUUUUCUCUGGGUUUAAUGUAACAUAGCAAAGUUUAACCCGGCUCAGAGGAAGUAAGGUGAUCCUAAUGUUUAUAUAUGCUGUACUAUUUUUUUCAUACAAACUGUUGGAAUUAAAUGGUGUGAUGAAACUUGAA
Poeciliopsis prolifica (blackstripe livebearer) is the source of this 2096-nucleotide messenger RNA. It is a transcript of the gene hadhb, whose product is annotated as hydroxyacyl-CoA dehydrogenase trifunctional multienzyme complex subunit beta. Gene Ontology annotation, biological process: fatty acid beta-oxidation. The coding region runs from base 311 to 1732 and encodes 473 amino acids. Gene Ontology annotation, molecular function: acyltransferase activity, transferring groups other than amino-acyl groups. The record is from RefSeq and is a predicted model, not a curated record. Lineage: Eukaryota; Metazoa; Chordata; Actinopteri; Cyprinodontiformes; Poeciliidae. The transcript is spliced from 18 exons.